This is a messenger RNA of Brienomyrus brachyistius, 2690 nucleotides long. Its product is annotated as SRSF protein kinase 3. Lineage: Eukaryota; Metazoa; Chordata; Actinopteri; Osteoglossiformes; Mormyridae. The transcript is spliced from 12 exons. Gene Ontology annotation, molecular function: ATP binding; protein kinase activity. The coding region runs from base 194 to 1342 and encodes 382 amino acids. The record is from RefSeq and is a predicted model, not a curated record. Gene Ontology annotation, biological process: protein phosphorylation; regulation of mRNA processing; spliceosomal complex assembly.
GAUUCCCAUGCCCCCUACUCCUGCUGCUGACACGGGACGACCGGCACUCGCUCAGUCAUGCAACAGAAGCCAUGUGUGGGACAGCUACGGACCGAAAGGACGCCGACACUGUGAGUGACUGCAUAUAAAACAAAAUCAUCUAACUAACACAGGCCAAUCCAGCCAACCAGAUGAUGUCAGCAGGUUCCUGAAGAUGGACCGAGAAAUGAUGUGUGACCAGGACAGUCCCAGCGAGUACUGUUACGGGGGAUACUACCUGGUACAGGUGGGGAACAUAUUAAACGGACGCUACAAAGUGCUGACCAAGCUCGGAUGGGGCUACUUCUCCACUGUAUGGCUCUGUUUGGACCUCAGGCUCUCCCGACGUGUGGCCCUGAAGGUGCUGAGGAGCGGGCCAGGCUUCACCCAGGUGGCGCAGGAUGAACUGGCCCUGUUGCGCUGUGCAGGUGGCCCCAACAGUAAGCAUAUGCACAGCCAGCGCAUUGUCCGGCUGCUGGAUGAGUUUAAAGUGGUUGGAGAGAACAGGAUCCACAUGUGUCUGGUUCUGGAGCUGCUUGGUCCAGACCUGUAUAGCUGGCAGGAAUGUUUUGGAGACCCUGGACUUUCUGUGCUCUGGGUUAAACAUAUCAUUAAACAGGUUCUGCAGGGACUUGACUACUUACAUACCAAGUGUAAAAUAAUACACACAGACAUAAAGCCGGAAAACGUGCUGUUGUGCUUUGGGACGCAAUCAAACAGUCAGACAGCAGGGGGCGACGUAGGAUCAACACAGACCACAGGCCAAGAAACGCAAUCCAGGAAUGGUGAUGGAAAGCACCCUUGGACAUCGACGCCACUGGAGGACGUGACGGUGAAGAUCGCAGACCUGGGCAGUUCCUGUUGGGUGUAUAAGCACUUCUCUGAAGAAAUCCAGACGCGUCAAUACCGAUCUCUGGAGGUGCUUCUGGGUGCGACGUACGGCCCUCCAGCUGACAUCUGGAGUGUCGCCUGUAUGGCAUUUGAACUGGUGACUGGAGAUGCCUUGUUUGAACCUAAAGCUGGACGGUGCUUCUCUUUAGAGGAAGACCACAUCGCUCAUAUUAUUGAGCUUCUGGGAAGAAUCCCGACUGCAGUGGCUCUUUCUGGAAAAUACUCCACCGAGUACUUCGACCGAAGAGGAAACCUCCGCAGGAUCCGAGUGCUGCGUCCCUGGAGCUUGUACGAGGUCUUGGUGGAGAAGUACCACUGUGGGCUCAAGGAGGCCUCGCUGUUCUCUGAUUUCCUGCUGAACAUGCUGGACUUCUUUCCGGAGAGAAGGGCCACUGCUACCCAGUGCCUCAGCCAUCCCUGGCUCAGCUCCUGAGCUCUGAGGAUCCCCUUGUGCUAUCUGACCUACUCUUUCUUUUGACUUGCUGGCCACUCCGGUCACUAAGCGUCUUAGAGGGCUAUUAGAAAGGAGCCAAAUGCUUUGGAUUAUCAGGAGCAAAAGAAUACGGAAUGAAAAUGGCCAGGGGAACUGAAACAAAGCAAAAGACAUCUAAUCUAUGUAUAAUAUGUUACCUUUAUUCUAAAUUCAGAACAUCUUUGGAGAUAUUGUCCUAGAGAAAGGAGAGUUAUUUCUACUAUAUUUUUAUCGUAAAUUUUAUGUCCAAUCUAUGAAUAUUUUUUUUAAUAAUAACAAAUUUAUGUUAUACAUGAAAGAUUCACUUUCACUUUUUUAAAAAUACAUUCAGAAAUCAGUAGAAUCAGUGCAAUAUAAGUAUAUGUAGUAAGUGCAUUAUAGUAGCUUUCAUCUGGCAUGUAAAUAUUUACUAAAACAUGGCCCCUGCUGCAAAUGCAGGCCCAGGUCUGUAAUAUAGAGACUGGGUGCUUCUACAUGAUGCUCAUUGGGUUGCUGUGAAAUUUCUUCAUGUGGCACUGGAAAUUUUCAAGUCUGAAAAGUAGCAGAGAUUGUGGUGGAAAUACCAUUAUUACAGGAAAGCCUGGUCUCAAUCUGCAACAGACCUCUUCCUGUUAUUCACAGUACGAAUUUGUCUUGUAAUUUUGUAACAUUUUAUGAUGCUGAAUUCACAGGAUGGGAAUAUUUAGCACAAGCUUAUUAUGAUUGCAAAUUAGUCAAGGCUAAAUUUCCCUAAUGUGCAGGAAGAGAAAUUUGACAUUUGAAUGUGUCACAUUUUCUCAAAAGGUAGAUUUAAUAGCGCAUUUCAAAUUUACUCCCAUGUUGCCUACAAUUUGUGUGUCUUGGGUGACUGACUUUUAUUUAUCAUUACCCACAAUUCCCACCAGUGUAAUUAACUGAUAGAUACUCGUAGCACCAUAAGACUCCAUAAGAUAUUGGGCACCAUCUGUCUAGUCUGAAAAAAGUAUGCAGGAUGAUGCAAUUCUCAGACAAGAGCAGCAAGAACAUCUUUGGUCCUAACUUUGCUCCUGUAGUGAGAUUUUCUUAAUUCUGGGAUAAUUCUAUAUGAAGAUAUAUCCAUGAAUUCUUAGUGAUUUAAGCCUUGAAAUUGCCCCAAGAAGUGUCCAAUGUACAAAUCUGUUUGUGUGCACUGCUGCAGAAUCUAUCUGUUAUAUGAGUAUUUUCACGAUCAUUAAAGUAAUUCUUUAAGACAGUAAUUCUUCAACUGUAAUAAUGUGUUUUAGGUUUAUUUAUUUAUUCAUUUAUUUAAUUAUUUCCUUCAGAUAAAAUAAAGCCAUAUUUUGAAGUGCAA